Messenger RNA from Eimeria maxima, 1896 nucleotides. RefSeq names its product UBA/TS-N domain-containing protein, putative. Gene Ontology annotation, cellular component: nucleus. NCBI's taxonomy places the organism in Eukaryota, Apicomplexa, Conoidasida, Eucoccidiorida, Eimeriidae. The coding region runs from base 1 to 1896 and encodes 631 amino acids. The transcript is spliced from 2 exons. Gene Ontology annotation, biological process: regulation of transcription by RNA polymerase II. Gene Ontology annotation, molecular function: transcription cis-regulatory region binding; protein binding. The record is from RefSeq and is a predicted model, not a curated record.
AUGGAAUUCAGACCCAUGAUUGAGAUGACACCACAACAACUUAAACCAUUAGUAGAAUUAGAAUUAGGGUCUCGUGAGGAAGAAGUUCCUUUUGAUCCUUUUUCUUUUUCUUUAGGAUCUAAUUGUACAGAAAAAUUAUUAAAUAAAUGGGAAAAAGAAGCAGAAGAAGCUGCUGCUGCUGCUGCUGCUGCUGCUGCUGCAGAAGGAGAGGAAGAAGAAGAAGAUGAUGAUGAUGAGGAAGAAGAAGAAGAAGAAGAUGAUGAUGAUGAAGGUACAGCAGCAGGAACUAAUGCAGCAGCAACAACAGGUACAACAGCAGAUACAGCAGCAGAUACAGAUACAGCAGCAGCAGCAGCAGCAGCAGCAGCAGGAGGAGCAGCAGACGUAGGGGCAUUAGAUAUAUUAUCCUUAGCUGUAUUAAGGAGUCAAGGGUUUGGGGAAGAAGAGAGUAAAUAUGCAUUAAUUAAAUAUAAGGGAGAUACACAAGCAGCAUUAGAUUAUUUAUUAGAUAAGGGUACCGAUCUUGUGCUGCAGCUACAGCUGCAGCAGCAGCAGCAGCAGCAGCAGCAGCAACAGCAACAGCAACAACAGCAAGGAGAACAAGAACAACAGCAACAACAACAACAGCAGAAAAAGAAAAAGAAGAAAAAAAGACAAACUGGUGCAGCAGCAAAUGCAGCAAAUGGAACAACAGCAGCAGCAGCAGCAGGAAAUACAGCAGCAGCAGCAGCAGCAGCAGCAGCAGCAGCAGAUAUAGAUAGUGUACGUUUACCAACAACAUUAAAAUGGGUAAAAAGAUUAAAAGAAGCAAGAAGACAAGAAAUGUUAUCAUGGACACAAAGAAGAGCAGAAAGGGAUGCUGCUGCUGCUGCUGCUGAUAAUAAUAAUAGCAGCAGCAGCAGCAGCAGCAGCAGCAGCAGCAGUAGUAGUAGUAGUAGUUGUUGUGGAAAUAGCAGCAGCAAAGGAUCUUUUAAUACAGACACAGCAGCAAAUGCAGCAACAGCAGAUAAAGAUAAAUCUACUGCACCUAACAGCAGCAGCAGCAGCAGCAAUAGCAGCAGCAGCAGCAGCAGCAGCAGCAGCAGCAGCAGCGAUGCAUGCAUAUCCAUAGAGUCAGGUAAUCAGGAAGGAUCUCCUGAUUCAUUGUCUGAGGAAAUAUCUGAUCUAAUAGAGAUGCAUGCAGAUCUAUCUGCUGCUGCUGCUGCUUCUCCUGUUGUUGCUGCUGCUAAUCAUAGUGCAUGCGCAGCACCUACAGAAGAAGGAUCAGCAGCAGCAGCAGCAGCAGCAGGUCCUGUUGCUGCUACAUCUGCUGCUGUAUCUUCUCUUGAUUUAUUAGAUUUAGAUGACGACAACGAUACAUCAUCAGCAGCAGCAAUAACAGCAGGAGCAGGAGCAGCAGCAGCAGCAGCAGCAGCAAAGGGGGCCCCCCCUAUACAGGUCCUCCCCUUACCGGGUUUAUUGGGGCCCUUUAAUGCAGAAGAUUGCGAAUGGAGUAAACAAAAGGAGAACGAAAGAAUUGCAAUACAAGAAACUAUUAAAUUCAAGCUAAGAAUGCAGCAGGAACUGCAGCAGGAGCAGCAGCAACAGCAGCAACAGCAGCAGCAACAGCAGCAACAGGAAGAACAGCAGCAAGAACAGAAGAAAGAGCAGCAGAAUGAGCAGCAUGAGCAGGAGCAGCAGCAAGAACAGCACCAGGAACAAUCAGCAGCAGAAGCAAUUGAUAGAAGCAGCAGCAGAAGCAGCAGCAGAAGUGAGGAAGGAUAUAAGGAUAUAGAGCAGCAAACUGCUGCUCCUGCUCCUGCUCCUGCUGCUCCUGCUGCUGCUGCUGCUGCUGCUGCUGUGCAUGCAGAGGCAGCAAAGAAAGAAGAAAAUAAAAACUAUGAUAAUCUUCUGUAA